AUGUCGACUUCUAGAUACCAGCCCGUGGACCCGGUCGUUCGCGACCUCGUUGACUUUGUCCAUCGUUCGUCAGAUCGCGUGAAGGAGUUUGAAUCCGCGGUCGAGUCCGCCUGCGACCCGAAGAAUGGCGGCGACAAGGAAAUGAAGCAGGAGGGUAUCCAGACGCUGGACGACUACUUCAAGUUCGUGGACCAUCUGGUGCGAUGGGUCCCCCAAGUCUCCAGCACCGGCGAUGAGGUGUUGAACAAAAUCCUGGUCUUCUACUGGGUGCUGGAUCAGCCCACGCUGGCUCCGUACCAGACCAAGAUCCACCCUACGACAGCCAACACCGAUCUGACCUGGCUGUCAUACUGGUUGGUGACAUUCGCCCGCGAACAGGGCAAAUGGCUGGAUACGGCCGAUUCCGCAGGAUCGGUGUAUACCUUCUACCGCAAUUCCAAGUACAACAAGGAAGCGGACGCCUGGGAGGAACCCGUCGACGGUUGGAAGUCCUUCAACCACUGGUUUGGCCGUCACUGGAAGGAUAUCAACAAAACCCGGCCUGUCGCUUCCCCCACGGACGAUAAUGUCAUUGUCUCCGGGGCGGACUCCAUGUUCGAUGGCCACUGGGACAUUGUCAACGGCAACAUCGAUUUUAAGGAUACACUCAUCGUGAAGGGGGUGGAAUGGCCGGUGUCGACUCUGCUCCGAAGCACCGGCAUUGACUACAACAAUGGCAGUUUCAUGCAUGCCUUUUUGAGCCCCACGGAUUAUCACCGGCAGCACGCACCGGUCAGCGGCAAAGUGAUCGAGGUCCGGAAUAUCCAAGAUCAAGUCUACCUUCAGGUUUCCAAGAAAGCAGAAGGACCCGGCAUCGGAGGCUCCCGAGGCCUCGUGCGGGCGCCGGCGGACAUUCACCACCGGAAGAAGCACCAUAGGAACGAAUUCUACGAUCUCGAUGCUCCCGACGAAGCGGGAUACCAGUGGUGUCAGACUCGCGGCCUUAUUGUCAUCCAGACCCCCAACCACGGCAAAGUCGCCGUGCUCCCAAUCGGAAUGGCACAGGUGUCGUCGGUGAAGAUGACGGUCAAGGAGGGAGAUGAAGUCAAGAAGGGGGAUAACAUCUCCUACUUCCAGUUUGGAGGAUCUGACAUCUGUCUUGUGUUUGAGAAGCGCGUGAAAUGGCGUGAGGACCUCAAAGUUGGCGAAACCAAGCUCAAUGUGCGCGAGAAGCUGGCGACUUUUGAUUAA
Messenger RNA from Aspergillus clavatus NRRL 1, 1230 nucleotides. RefSeq names its product phosphatidylserine decarboxylase. Lineage: Eukaryota; Fungi; Ascomycota; Eurotiomycetes; Eurotiales; Aspergillaceae. The record is from RefSeq and is a predicted model, not a curated record. Gene Ontology annotation, biological process: phospholipid biosynthetic process. The transcript has a single exon. Bases 1 to 1230 code for a protein of 409 amino acids. Gene Ontology annotation, molecular function: phosphatidylserine decarboxylase activity.